This is a messenger RNA of Chelonia mydas (Green sea turtle), 747 nucleotides long. RefSeq lists its product as uncharacterized. The transcript is spliced from 5 exons. NCBI's taxonomy places the organism in Eukaryota, Metazoa, Chordata, Testudines, Cheloniidae. Bases 1 to 747 code for a protein of 248 amino acids. The record is from RefSeq and is a predicted model, not a curated record.
AUGGUGUCUGCAACCAAAGACAAACGCUGCCCUGAGCCGAGACGGGGAGCGCGGGGCCGGGCAGACGCGGCUCACACAGGCUGUGCGGAGCCCGGCCGCAGCCGGCGCGGGCCCGGCCCCUCAGCCACGUCCCCCUCCUCGCGCACCGGCACCAGGCGCACGUGGGCCCGGGCACUGCAGGCUCGCGGGACCCAAGCGGCCCCUUACGUACCGGCCGCUGCAGCGCGAGGCCCCGGCGCCCCCGCCCCCUGCAACGUCCCAGUCGCGUCCCCGGCCCUGGCCGGCCCAUGCGCCUGCCCAGCUUCCGGCGCGUCAGUUCCGCCCGCCGCCGGCACGUGGCAAGCGGCGGCCACUGGAGCGAGCGGUCAAGGUCAUGACAAGCUGCAGGCUGUACUUGGCGGAGACCCCACCGCUACCCUGCACGCUACUGUGGAUGUCUCCGAGGAGCCCAAGCCACAGGCCCCUGCCAUGAACUGGAAGGAGGAGGAGCGGGAGAGAGAUGACACGAGGAGCCAGGACCUGCCUGAGACACCUGCACUGUCUAGCCAGUCCUGCCAGCUGAGCAUGGACUUGCCUGUUGAAGGGGAAGGGACCUCAGCCGCUGCCACUGCAGCCUUGAGGGGGUUCCCCCUCUACAUGUGUGGAACACCUGAGCCAGACUGCUUCCAAACUCUGAAGACUGUAUGGAUCACCAGAUACCAAGGACUGCUAGCCCUGUUAUUAGAGAAAAUAAAUGAUCAGCAGUAG